Messenger RNA from Panicum virgatum (switchgrass), 1236 nucleotides. RefSeq names its product protein DMP10-like. The transcript has a single exon. Gene Ontology annotation, biological process: endomembrane system organization. The record is from RefSeq and is a predicted model, not a curated record. The coding region runs from base 13 to 861 and encodes 282 amino acids. NCBI's taxonomy places the organism in Eukaryota, Viridiplantae, Streptophyta, Magnoliopsida, Poales, Poaceae.
UGAAGUCCAUGCAUGUGCAACGCCUUCCUCACAGCCACACACCUACGAAUGAAGUAUACAAAUCAACGCGCCAACAAUGGAAUUAUUCCACGAUCCAGGAUUAUAUUCACCAAUAUAAGCAGCUCAAGAACGGACCAUAUCACUCUGAGAAAACCAAAGGAUAGUAGUGCUAUAACGAUGGCAUCGUCUUCUCCUCCGGCCAUCGUGAUCCAGAUGCCUUCUUCGCAGACCAACGCGACAGCACCGCCGACACCUAAGGGAACCGAUGAACCCCCAACCAUGCCGAUGGCGGCAGAGAGCUCCGCCGGAACAACGACAGACAAGGUGAUGGCGACCGCGUCCAACCUGGCGCAGCUCCUGCCGACGGGCACGGUGCUGGCGUACCAGGCGCUGUCCCCGUCCUUCACCAACCACGGCAACUGCAGCGCCUCCAACAAGUGGCUCACGGCCGUGCUGGUCGGCGUCCUUGCCGCCUUCUCCCUCUUCUUCUCCUUCACCGACAGCGUCGUCGGCCGCGACGGCAAGCUCUACUACGGCGUGGCCACGCCUCACGGGUUCAACGUGUUCAACUUCUCUGGGGAGGAGGAAGAGAGGGAGUGGGCGCUCGGCGAGCUCCAGAAGCUCCGGCUUCGCCCCCUGGACUACGUGCACGCCUUCUUCACCGCCGUGGUGUUCCUCACCGUGGCGUUCAGCGACGUCGGGCUGCAGAGGUGCUUCUUUAACGCUGGUGCCAACACCAACGAGCUCCUGAAGAAUCUGCCUCUGGGGACGGCGUUCCUGUCGAGCUUCGUCUUCUUGAUCUUCCCGACCAAAAGGAAGGGCAUCGGAUACAACGACACAACUCCUCGUCAGAAGGCAUGAUGCGCGGCCGGUUACUCAGUAUUUCAGAUCCGGCCGGUUCAUAUAGGACAGUUGACUCGAACACAAUUCAAAGUUUAGAAUAUAUGUACAUGAUGAUCCGUAGUUUGUUACUGGUAAAUUUGUUGGUUUUGUGCUUCGUUUUUGCAGGAAAAUAGGUAUAUCGUACUUGCGUGUAUAUAGGUAAUUAGGUAUAUGUUUGAUUUGAUAGGUAAAUUCUUUUUCGUACAUAAAUAUAUAGUACAUGUUUGUGAAAUUUUGGUACAAGAAAUGGUGAAUCUAAAGAUAAAAAAAAUGGUCGACAAGUGAUAUCAGUGUAAUAAACCUUGUGUUUUUGUGGAUAAAUUGAAUACUUAAUAGCAUAUAUAUAUUUGGCUU